AUGAACUCUGUUUCAGCAUCUAUACCUCAAGCAAAUGAUCGACAGAGUUUAGAUAUCACAAAGAGUAAAAACGCUAUCUUUGGAAAGCCCCAAGCUACAGUACCAACUUUUGAGCUGAUUCGCCUGAUCGGAAACACAGUUUAUGAGCUACUCUAUCGACUGAGUUUCGAAAAGCAGUAUAGUCGAGAAGGAUUGCUCAAUGGGGCUAAUCAGGGAGCUGUUCUCUUGGCUAAGUCUUUCGUUUCACAAAAUUGGAACAGCAUUGGCAAUUUGACCACUGAGGACCUCCUGGCGAGAAUGAAAACAGAGAGAGAGAGAUUUACAGAUGACGAAGCUCAGAAAUUCACUUAUACCUCUGAUGAUAUAGUUCAUAGUUUUCUUCAUUCGACUCUUAUCACCGGAAAGAAAGUUUUUAAAAUUAGCGAGCAAGGGAACAUAGGCAUUUAUUUCACUGUCGUAUCGUACAUCCGAAAAAACUCGAGCGUUCCGGAAAGCAUUGAUCUAGCGGAAGCAGUGGGGAAAUAUAAGAAAGACAUAACUGCUGUGAACAUCACGUUCGCUAGGACCUUGAAUCCUUUAGGAGUCUGGAAAGCUGUAGCGUUCAAUAUGUUCGAACUGCCUUAA
Molecule: messenger RNA, 624 nt
Organism: Auanema sp. JU1783
Lineage: Eukaryota; Metazoa; Nematoda; Chromadorea; Rhabditida; Rhabditidae
Source: the annotation of a GenBank genome assembly